Echinococcus granulosus is the source of this 6951-nucleotide messenger RNA. Its product is annotated as Triple functional domain protein. Gene Ontology annotation, cellular component: cytoplasm. Gene Ontology annotation, biological process: axon guidance. Bases 1 to 6951 code for a protein of 2316 amino acids. Gene Ontology annotation, molecular function: protein binding; guanyl-nucleotide exchange factor activity. NCBI's taxonomy places the organism in Eukaryota, Metazoa, Platyhelminthes, Cestoda, Cyclophyllidea, Taeniidae. The transcript is spliced from 28 exons. The record is from RefSeq and is a predicted model, not a curated record.
AUGGAUCAUUCUAGCAAACACAUAGAUUCUGAUGUUUUAGACUUUUAUCGACCAUCUCAUAUCGGCGAGAAUCGGUUGUCUAGUUCCGGCCACAAUUGCCAUCUCCACGACCAGCAUUCUUCUGGCAAUCAGCAUCGGUCGCAGGGAGUGCCACAGCUUCCACUCCAUGUGAAAGUAAGCAGUGGUUUGCGAGUGCCUCUUACGGCUGCUGUUCAUACUGCAUAUGGCGUUCAUCCUCAACUACCCCGUGUUUAUCAGCAAGGUCGCCCUCAAAGUGCUUCGCAGCACCACCUUGGGCGGCAAGUUCACCCAGAGAUAUUUAGACAUAGCCCGCAGUCUUGCCAAUCUAAUCAAAGUGGUUGCACAGCUAGCAUUAGCAGCGGAACUUCUGGUUAUGCUUCUCUCAAUAGUAAUUGUAAAGGCGGGCAUAAACCCUCUGGCGCCAGACUUCGUGCUGCUGAAUUGAUACCUCUUCUUCGCGGAAAAUAUGCAAUGUUGCCUGGAGGUCGCACUCGAAAUGGUGGACCGAUUCUUUGCUUCCCUGCCAAUUCUCAUGCCGAUUUUCUACCUCUCGAGGAACUCUAUUUUCUGGUUCUAUACCUUACCUAUCUCCCUGAGGAGAAUGUAAAGAAACUGGGAUUUGCCGUUAUCAUUGACAUGCGCAGUGGGACUACUUGGCAUAGCGUGAAGCCUGUAUUAAAGGUUAUCGAAGAGUGUAUAGGCGGAAACGUUGCAAUGGCGUAUAUUAUUAAACCAGACAAAUAUUUGGAAAAGCAAAAGGUUCAAAUGUCUAUUGGGAAAUUCAGCUUCAACAUUCAGUUGGUGUCCGUUGAACAGCUUUUCCUUGAAGUUGAUGCCAGUCAGCUGACCGCUGAUUUAGAGGGUACCCUUCCCUACAACCAUGAAGAGUGGAUUCAAAUCCGGUGCUGUUUGGAGGAGUUCUUCAUGUUCGCUCAUGACAUGUCUGAUAAGUUCAGUCAACUGUACUGCUUUCUUGACCAAAAACAGAACCCUGAAUCUGUCGAGGAGUCGAAACGCGCAUUAGAGGACCACCGGUCAGUUCGUUUGAAGGUAAUGCAAGCUCCCGUACCCGCACUGGAGGCGGAGUCGGAUCGCCUUACAGCUUGGCUCCGUUACGGCAUCUCUGCAGCUGCCUCCGCCUCCGCAUCGGGCGGUGCUGCUACGGCUGUUUCUACCGCGGCAGCCGGUCUUCCUAGUAGCGUCGGUAAUGCAGCAAGCAGCUCCGGGGCUUCCUACGUACCCUCCUCAUGGGUCUCCAUGAACCCAGACUUCCAGCAGGUUCCGUAUGAAAUCUCCUACAACUGGUACUUAUCCCCUCUAAAUUACACUUGGAUUGAAAUUUUGCUCAAAUUACGUUUUGGAAAGUUAUUAUCAGUAUGCCUGUUGCCUUUUGCUGAUUUCCCUUAUCCACUUCAGUUAAUCCCACAAGUGCGUCAGACUGUGACUCAGUUGUACGAGUUUCGAGCGCACCUUCAGCAGAAGUGGGAGACGGGGAGGACGCGCUUGGAGCAAAUCUACCAAUUUCGUCUGUUCGAGGACGACGCCAGUCGCAUGACCGCAUGGCUGGAGCAGCAAAGUGUGCUUCUUCUCACUGAACACGCCGAUAUAGGCGAAACUGCUUCUCAGGCUGUCGAGUUGCACAAUCAGCACCGACAAUUCCUGCAGAAGUGUAGUGGAGUGCGAGAGCAGGUGUCACGCCUUACGGGAAUCGCUCGUAUGCUGGCCGACACCGGACACUUUGCCGGUCAGCAGAUGCUUAAGCAAGCGAAUGAGUUGGAACAUGAGCGAAAGUCUUUCACUACGGCUCUCGAAGAGCGCUCUCGAGUGCUUCAGCUUUCUACCAGUUUCCACACUCGCGCUGAGGCCUUCCUGAAUAACUGCACCACUUGGGAGACCAGCGUGCGUCACGUUUCUGGCACCAACGUCAACGAUUUGAAUCAGGCCCUGAGGCUUAUCCAAGAGCGUUGGCAAGAUAUUCAGCAAUCUUACGAAGAAGCCUGUAGAGACGGCAGAGCCAUGGUAGAUCUUCUGAGUGCCCCAGUCACCGGUGGGUCGCACACUUCACUCACAGCUGCGAUCGACUAUUCUCAGGGUCGCAAGCAUUGUGCCGACUUGGUGCACGAAUUAUGGGCGUGGUAUAAGCGGUUGGAGCGAACUUUUACCGACCGAAAAUCCAGGCUCACCUCUCGUCUAGCACUGCUCAUGUUCAAGGAGGAUGUGGGGCAGGUUCUUACGUGGCUCUCAGACCACGGCGAGCCCUUCCUUGCCCGGCAAACUGCCAUUGGCAAGUCAAGCCAGCGGGCCGAGCAGCUCUAUAAUGCACACAUGCAGUUUGAACAGGUUGCUGCCAACACCCUUACUAAUGCAGAUAAGUUGAUCUCUGCAGUCGAGGAACUCGCUUCCCAGGCAGAGAACCCUCGUGAAGUCCGUCAGGAGGCAGCCAAGCUACAACAACGCAUAACAAGUUUUACCAAUGCAGUAGACUCGAGGCGUGAGAUGCUGGAUCUAGCUUGCGGAUUCUAUGGCCACACGAAGGAGGUGCUAAAUUGGUUGCACAAUGCCAGCGAGGCCUACAACCCUGGGGAGCACUUCCCACCCACUAUAGAGGGUAUGGACGACGAACUGACCGCCUUCCGCCAGCACCGAGACAGCCUCGAGGUGGCGGUCAAACGAGUCGUCUCCGAAGGAAAGGUUCUCAUCUCACGGCUUCAGGACUCUGAGGAGGCUGCGCAUCUUCGCUCCAUCCUCACUCAGGUUACUAACGAGCGUGACGCUGUGUGGGAGCUUCUAGGGGACCGCCAAAUGAGACUGGAGUUGUGUAUGCAAUUGCGUCUCUUUGAAGCCGACGUGCACAACUCUAUGGAGGGUUUACGUCGAGACGUGCCUGCCAUCACGGCUGUGGUCAAUGCUACAUCUGCAGUCCCCUCGACUUCCCCUACGGCCCCGACAGCAGCGACGGAGUCAAACGUUGCCAGCGCUGCGCCUUCCACUUCCGGUGUUUCCUCUAUCUCUACCGCUGCCACUGAUCUCUACUGGAUAUCAGAUCCUCGAAAGGCACCUAGCAUUUCCGCUUUAGAGGAGGUAAACGUCUCCUGUACGGCUAUUCUUCCGAAGGUGGAAGAAGUACUCGACAAAGGCGGUGAACUUAUACGCAUCUUUGAGUCGGUUGCAGUAAACUUUCCUGCCGGAGGUCCGGGAUCCAGUGACUCAGGUGUUGGUGAUAGUUCCGAGACUGCAGUCGAGCGCGUGCAUCGUCUUAUUUCCGAACUCGGUGAAUCUGUUGCCACUGUUGACGAAAUCAAUGAGCGUGUUAGCAAUGAACUCGAUUGGCGUCGCCUUCAGUCUCAGUCUAGACAAGUGUUGAAAUGGAUUGGGCAGUGUGAGGUGAUCCUCUACCAGACGGCGGUGAUUCCGACAAGUCUGGCGGAGGCUGAAGCGAUGCAGACGGACCACGACAAAUUCCAGCCCGUGUUGAACGACGCGCACCCCGAGGCAGUGCAGUGUGCUGCGCGAGCCUCCUACCUUCUCCAGUCCGUUGCAGCUGACCAUCCGCGCCGCGCUGACUUCCAGGCGGUCGCGGAGAACGUCGCCGAGCGCUGGCAGAAACUCGUCUACGCCGCCGAGGAGAAACAUAAGCUCCUCAUCGCCGCCACCAACUGGUACAAGACCUCCGAGCAGGUGAUAUCAGUGCUGCGCUCGUUGGAGAAGGAUUACCGGCGGGAGGAGGACUGGUGUCGCUCUGACAAGGCACUUAACAGUGGAAACGUUGAGUCCUACCUCAAUGAUCUCCUCAGCAAGCACGGCGAGCAGAAGGAGGCCUUCCUGAAGGCGUGUAUUCUUGCCAGACGAACCUCGGAGCUGUUCAUGAAGUAUCUGCACCGACAGCCCCCCACGACGGCUUGUAGGACUAAAGUGGAGGAGCGAAUUCGCAGUGACAUGGCUGACCUCAUGGCCAAGGAGCAGGCCGUGCUUGAGGCCUGGGCCGCCCAACGCCGUCGUUUCGAGGAGUGUGUCAAAUUUGUGACUGUUGAGGCUGAGAUGCUCGAUCUCGCGCGUCGCAUCUUGCAAUUCGUGGGUGGCCCGGUGAAAUCAGCGGAGGACCCGAAGGUGGCACUGCCUCUGCUGCCACGCCAAUCGUCCCUCUUCGCCACGGUGAAGCGCGCCUGCCAGUCCCUGAAGGCCCUCCUUGAGGCCGGAGUGGGUGCCCAUCACUCCGAUAGUCUUCUCAAGACUUAUCACCGCCUCAACGCCUGCGUCGCCCCUGUGGAGACGCCUCGACCACCUGAGAGUGACUCUGCCUCUGCUGCUGCAGCCAAGAUGCGUUCCACUGGCACCGGUUCCAACAGAACCUCUGUGUCAAGCACAGGAAGCUCGGGAGUGGCGUCAAGUGACACAACGCCAAGUAUCACCGCUACGGUUGGUUUGACGGAGGAGCAGCGGAAACUCAUAAACAGACGCCAGAAUAUCCUCCGUGAGCUGGUAACCACAGAGCGAGCCUACGUUUUGGCUCUUCGCACUUGUCUUGAGACUUUCCACGCCGGCACUAUGAAUCCGCCUGUAGAUAUUCCGGUCCCCUCAUACAUAGCCGGCAAGGAAAGCAUUGUUUAUGGUAAUCUGGAGGAGAUCUACCACUUCCAUGAGAAAUUUUUUGAGCCCGAGAUCUGUAAGUAUGCCAGUGGCGGUGACUUUCUGCCCGAGGACGUGGGUCACUGUUUCGUCUCCUUCGGUGACCGAUUGGCGGGUCUCUACGUGGAAUACUGCGUCAAUAAAGAAGACUCCAUGCAAAUCCUUGUAGCUGACACGGAGAACUUCUUCGGGCGUCUGCAGCUGCGUUAUCAGCUGAGCGAGCCACUCCAGUCCUUUCUCAUCAAGCCCGUGCAAAGAAUCACAAAGUACCAGCUUCUGCUACGUGAAAUCCGCGAAUGCUGCGACAAAUCCUCUGCCGGUGAGCUGUCCGAGGGCCUCGAUGUCAUGAUGGCUGUGCCUAAAAAGGCAAAUGAAGCCAUCCACCUCCGAAUGCUUCAGGGCCUACCAGAAGACUUACCGAUAUCAUGCCUCGGCGACGUGGUGUUGCAGGACCAAUUCACCGUGUGGGAGCCCAAACAGCUCAUCAAGAAGUCUCGUGAGCGGCGUGUCUUCCUCUUUGAUAUCUGCCUCGUGCUUGCCAAGGAGUGUCCUGUCAACCCUGGGGAAAGCAAAAUGAAGUACCAGUUCAAAUCGCGUUUCCUUCUGGCUGAUCUGAACAUCACAGAGCACAUAGAGGGCGAUCAAUGCAAGUUUGCUCUUUGGGCGGGCCGCGUGCCGCCGGUCAACGACUAUCGACUGGUGCUCAAGGCUCCCUCCCUUGAGGUCAAGCAGACGUGGGUUCGAGCCAUUCGAGAGGCAAUGCGCGAGCGAAUGUUCAGCAUGCAGAGUCUGCAUCAGGAUAGCUCUGCAGCUUCUGGCAAGCUCGGUGCAGAUAGCGUCUCCACUCUCGACGCCUACUAUAUUCGCGAAAACUAUCAGGCUCAAGGUCCAAACGAGAUAUCAGUAGCAGCUCACCAAAUAGUGCAGCUAGUUCAGCGUACUACUCAUCCGAGCGUGGAGAGCGUGAGUACGCCUCCGCCCACACCAAUUGGCUCAGCAUCGGCUGAGCGCGAAGCGGACGGGACAAGCGAGCCGUCGUGGGCGUUGGUGCGCUUUGUAGUGACGGGCAGUGCUUCGUCACCGAACGCACCCGUCGACGAGGGCUUCAUCCCUGUGCGUCUCAUUGGUGCCCCCGUUUAUCCCCGUGCCGCUUCCGUCACUGCUGGUGGCAGCAGUGGGGGACGUCGUUCGAUGCGUCGUUGGCUUCCCUCCGCAGGCAGUGGAACCAAAGAACGACGCCAAGUCCUUCCCGGCACUCCUGCUUCCGGCAAGCGUGGUUCCAAGGCUGACAUGGCUCCUCCUAUUCCUCUUGUCAACCGAUCUCUGGCCGCACCCACGCAGCAUCCGGCCACUUCGGCGACUAGUGUCGCGACGCAGGACAACACAGCCCUGUUGGACAACGUCUCGGAGGAGAGCGUGGAACUGGAGCUGCCCCCGCCGAUGGUGGAGCUCCAGGCCCUCCCAACUGCGUCUGCAGUUACCUCUGCUGUGGAGAGCGAGACAGAUGUUGCCUCGGAGGUAAAGAGAGCUGAAGAGGAUGGAGCAGCGCAGACGGCCAAUUCCGAAAUCAACCUCUCGCGAAUGGUGGAGAUUUCAGGUGAAGCCGAUGGGGGCGGUGGCACUGGUCCAUAUCUGCCACCAGUGCUCACGGGAGUACCCUCGGAUCUGCAGCAGAAUGCACUGGGUGCUCUUCGCAUUCAUGGUGCGCUGCGCGUGGCCACACAACUGGUAGGCGCGUUGGAGGCCUCUCUGGCAGACCUCACCAUCGGUGGCAGCAGCGCUACCGACGCCUCGUCGCGACCCGAGGGCACUGCCUGUACAGCAGCGCAAGACGAGGAGCUGCUUAAGGCCAUCGCGGAGGACUCCACCACCUUGUGUUUCGUGAAUCGUCACCUCCUGCUCUUUGACCAAGGCCUCGUGAUCGCUGACGCUGCUGUUGAAGCCAUUUCACGCACCGAUGGUGUCACUCGACAGAUGCGUUGUCAGUUCAGACACUUUCUCUCCUUCUCACAAAUCGCUCUGUUGGAGGAUAUAAGCGUGGCGGGAUCGAGACCGACAGAGGAGCAGGUACUGUGGUUCUGCGUCUCAGAGCGGCCGCGGCGUUCAACGACGUCGGCAGUGUGCGGUGGAAUGGGUGGCGCAGAGGGCAGUUUGCAGUCGCACCUUUGCCAUGUGCUGGCGCCUCAUUCUCCCGAGGUUCGCAUUCGCUGGCUCUCGGAACUCAAUGCCGCAUUGGAGCAGGGCAAGCGUUGUUCCGCCAUUGUCACCGUUUCUGGCGAUGAAGGGUUGAUUAUGGACCCGUAA